Messenger RNA from Amphimedon queenslandica, 1716 nucleotides. RefSeq names its product WW domain-binding protein 4-like. The transcript has 13 exons. Gene Ontology annotation, molecular function: ATP binding; protein binding; leucine-tRNA ligase activity. The coding region runs from base 1 to 1548 and encodes 515 amino acids. NCBI's taxonomy places the organism in Eukaryota, Metazoa, Porifera, Demospongiae, Haplosclerida, Niphatidae. The record is from RefSeq and is a predicted model, not a curated record. Gene Ontology annotation, biological process: leucyl-tRNA aminoacylation.
AUGACAUUUUACAAGAAAGAUACAUUGAGGGAGAUAGAGAGAGUGUGUCAAGCUAAAUGGAAGAGAGAAUGCACUUUUGAAAUUGAUGCACCUACACCAGAAGACAGAGGCUCUGAGUUUGAUCACAGUAACAGAUACUUUGUGACCUUUCCCUAUCCAUACAUGAAUGGACAGCUCCACCUUGGACACACCUUCACGAUAUCAAAGGCAGAGUUUUCUGUAGGGUACUAUCGUCUGAAAGGGAAGAGGUGUUUGUUCCCGUUUGCAUUCCAUUGUACUGGUAUGCCUAUUAAGGCUUGUGCUGAUAAAUUGAAAAUGGAGAGACAGGAUUUCGGUUUUCCUCCUAAAUUUCCUGAAGUGGUUGAGAAGGAGGAGCUAGAAGAGGUGGAGACCAGUGUUCAGGUUGAUCCGACGAAACUUGCCAAAAAGGUAAAGAGUAAAGUUGCGGCUAAAGGAGGAGGUGGUCCUAAUUACCAGUGGAACAUUAUGAGGAAUUAUGGAAUGAGUGAUGAUAUGAUAGCCAAGUUCGCUGAUGCUAGUCACUGGUUGGAGUAUUUCCCUCCUUUGGCUAAGGAAGACUUGGAGGCUCUUGGACUGAGAGCAGCAGAAGCAGCUUAUAAAAGAGACCAGAAAGGUCUACCAGCGAAGGAUUCUUCUUAUCUUAAGAAAGCAAUAGCUGAAGAAGAAAAGAAAAUGAAGUCAAAACCAAAGAGAGGAGGAGGAGGUGGUGGUGGAGGAGGAGGAGGAGAGGCUAAGAGCUCUACAGACGUAGCAGCACCUCCGCCCCCACCAUCACCAUGGCAACAGUUGUUAUCACCUGAAGGUCGUAUCUAUUACUAUCACAUUUUGACCGGAAUUUCUCAGUGGGAGUGUCCACCUGAACUCAAGACCACGCCCUCCCAUACAUCAGUUAAGAGUACAGUGCAGUCCAGUGCUCCUAAAGGUUCUUCAGUCUUUGGUACUUUCACUCGUAACGCCAAAGGAUCUAUAGUACCAGUCUCAUCUUCAAAUACUAGUAACAUUACCAGUGUUGAGGAUGAUAGUAUUCAAGCUCAAUGGCUGAGACAGCAACAAGAGAAAGAUGAGUUCUUACAGCAGCCAUUCACUGAGCUAGCGGCUAGAGUUAAAUACUACACAGAAAACAGUGAUGAUGAUGAUGAAGAGAAAGAAGGAGGAGAGGAGAGUGGAGAAGGAGAGAAACCUCCUCCUGCCAAGAGGUUUGAUCCUUAUGGCUCAUGGCAAACUGUUGCAGUAAGAGCACAGAAAAUUGUUGAAGAGGAAAAGGAAGAAGAUGAAGAUCAAGAGGAGAGAGAAGAAGCACAGCCUUCACAAUCUAAAUCAAGCCGACUUCAAGUGUCUUCUGACGAAGAAGAAGGCUACACUUUUAAAGAAAAAACUCACCCACAAAGCAGCAGCAAUAGUGGCUUAGACCCACAAGUGAAGAGAGAGGAUGGAGGAAUGAUGACUGGGUCAUUUAAAGGAUUUAGUUUUAAGAAGAAGUCAAGCAGUAGCAAUAGAAAUAUCAAGCAAAGAACUAGCCAGUGGUGACACUUUUAAUGGAUUAUUUGUAUAUGUAUGUGUAAAUGAAUAGUUAUGAUCAGGAAUUAGGACAAGCAAAGAGAACCAGCUUUGCAAUGUCUGGAUCAUAAUAAUAUUAUCGUUAAACUUUUAAGAGGUUUUUUAAUUCAAAAAGCAAGCAAGCUAUUUUAAUAUUUU